AUGAAGACACUAGGCCUCCUUGGUGGCAUGAGCUACCAUUCCACAGCCCUCUAUUACACCUCCAUCAACGCCCAUGUCCAGCGGAAGCUAGGGGGCUUAGCCUCAGCGUCACUGAUAUUGCACUCCUUCAACCAUGCAGAAACUUCCGCGCUUUUCACUGCCGGACGAUGGGACCUAGCGGCGGACAAAUUCAUCACUGCUUCCAAAAACCUCAAGCUAGCAGGCGCGCAAGGUAUCGGCAUCGGCUGUAACAUCGGGCACAAGGUAGCCUCGCAAGUAGAGGCCGAAGUAGGCUUGCCCUUGCUGCACAUUGCUGACUCCGCGGCCGACGAGAUCAAGAAGAGAGGCCUCUCGAAAAUUGGCCUGCUCGCAACAAAAACGGUGAUGGAGGAAGACUUCAUUAAGGGCCGCCUGAGUGAGAAAGCUGGCGUGGAGGUCUUGAUUCCUGAUGAAGACGAGCGGAUUGCGGUUGACAAGGCCGUGUUUGAAGAGCUUUGCGCUGGCAUCUUCAAAGACGAAACGAAAACCAAGAUUGCGGGAAUAGUAGACAGGCUGAUCCAGAAGGGGGCCCAAGUCGUGGUCCUGGCCUGCACAGAGCUACAAUUCGUCGUGAAGGCUGAGAACGUUACGGUCCCCCUCCUUGAUACCAUGGAACUACAUGCAAAGGGACUGGCAGAGUUUGUGCUGUCAGAAUGA
Molecule: messenger RNA, 696 nt
Organism: Diaporthe amygdali
Lineage: Eukaryota; Fungi; Ascomycota; Sordariomycetes; Diaporthales; Diaporthaceae
Product: proline permease
Exons: 1
Coding region: 1-696 (231 amino acids)
Molecular function (GO): amino-acid racemase activity
Source: RefSeq, a predicted model, not a curated record